ACACUGUGGGCGACUUCUAAAAAACGGCUCCGGUAAAAAAAAUUAAAAAUUAAAUGAAUUAAUAAUUCGGAAAGUGUUUAAAAGUGUUUAACCGUCUCAAUAAUUGCACUAAUUAUCGUGUGCAUUGUCGGGUUAAAUCGAAAAGUGUCGAAUUAGUUUGAAUUCGUGUGCUUUCGACCGCCUCAGCAGCAUAUGUACAUACAAUACACACACACACACAUACUUCAUACAUAAAGAGGAGUACAUAAAUCCAUACAUACAAAUCUGCUGCAAGUGCAAGUGCAGCUGCCGGAUCCGCAAGGAAAGAAAGUGAAGUCUCCUCCGCCGAUGCCGUCGCAAGGGGCUGGGGCCGCUGGCUGCUGCUAGGCACACCACACCGCACACACGGAAUACACGGAAUCAGGAACAAGGAAUAGGAGUUGCCGUUGGUUGCCGCUCCCCCGCAGCCGUGCCCUGUUGUCAUCGUCCCCAUCGAAUCUCUCGUCGUCUCCGAUGCUAAGGCACAGCAGAAAUGCAUUGGCUGGAAGGCCGCCCAGAGGCAGCAACUUGCAGCAAGCAUAGAAUGCAGCCAGAGACUAACCAAACACACAGACCAGCAGCAACACACGAAAAGAACACUGAAUGAAUACUGAGCCCGACUCUCGUUUGCAUCCAUCCCGCAUCUUGCAUCCAUUACGCGCAGCAGCAGCUGGAGCCGGCCAUCGCUAGCUAGGCAGCUAGGGAGCUAGGCAGCGCCCGAAGGAGCGAAGAAGGAGGCCCUUGUGGAGGGAGGAGCUGGUCUGGAAUGUUGGAACACCCACAGCGGUUCGCGCGUAACAUCCCCGACUCCUCAAGCAGCAGCACCAGCAGCAGUGCUCAUCAUCAGCAGCAGCAGCAGUAUCCGCCGCCGCCGCCGCAGCAUCAGAAUCUGAAUCUCAAUCAGAAUCAGAAUCACAACCAGACCUACCAGUACCGUCCGCAGACGCAGGCUCAGGCACCUGGAUCGCCGGCGCACCAUCAGCGCCACUCGUCGCUCUCCCAGCAGCAGCAGCAGCUACAGCUGCACCAUCGCACCCUGUCGACCGCCUCCAGCUGCAGUGCCCAGCACAAAAGUGUGACUUUCGGCCAGCCAGCGAUCGACUACAGCAACGGCGGCAGCAGCAGCGGUAACUCGUCCAGUUGCAGCGCCGCUGGCAACGCUGGAACCCAAUCAAUGGCGGGAAACAUGAAGCACGGCAAAUCUCAGGAAGACGUCUGCUACGUGGUAGCCAAGUACGAUUAUGCGGCGCAGGGAGCCCAGGAGCUAGACCUGCGUAAGAACGAGCGCUAUCUGCUGCUGGACGACUCGAAGCACUGGUGGCGUGUCCAAAACAGCCGCAACCAGUCUGGCUACGUGCCCAGCAACUAUGUGAAGAAGGAGAAGCCCUCGCUCUUCGACAGCAUCAAGAAGAAGGUGAAAAAGGGCUCCGGUUCGAAGACGCUGCCCAACUGCUCGCCGUCCCGGCAGAUCGAGAGUCCAACCAUGUCGCGACGCUUGCCCCCCGAUCCGGCCGAGGCCAUUGGCACGGCCAUCGUCAAGUACAACUACCAGGCCCAGCAGCCCGACGAGCUAUCGCUGACCAAGGGCACGCGAAUCCUCAUCCUGGAGAAGUCCAACGAUGGGUGGUGGCGCGGCCAGAGCGGCAACUCCGUCGGCUGGUUCCCCAGCAACUACACAACCGAGGAUUGUGAUAACGAUGGCGAGAUCCACACCUAUGCCAUGGCCGAGAACGUCCUCGACAUUGUGGUGGCCCUCUACAGCUUCACGUCGAACAAUGACCAGGAGCUGUCGUUUGAGAAGGGCGACCGGCUGGAGAUCGUGGAUCGGCCCGCCUCCGAUCCGGACUGGUACAAAGCUCGCAACAACCAGGGCCAAGUCGGUUUAGUUCCACGCAAUUAUCUCCAAGAGUUGAAUGACUACCUGGCCACGCCCUAUCGCAACACUAGCGCCGCCGGCAAUGGCAAUGGCAGUGGCAGCAACGGUGGGGCUGGUGGCGGCGGCGGUGGAGGAGGCGGCGGAGACUCCAUGGAACGCCGCAACGAGGGCAACAACAAACCCUCCUCGCAGUCCUCCACUCAGCCCAUGGAGCGACCAAAUUUGGCGGGCAAGACCUGGUACUACGGCGCCAUUACUCGCAGCCAGUGCGACACGGUGCUCAAUGGCCACGGCCAUGACGGCGACUUCCUCAUCAGAGACAGUGAGACUAACAUGGGCGACUACUCGGUUUCGCUGAAGGCCCCCGGUAGGAACAAGCACUUCCGCGUGCACGUCGAGCAGAACAUGUACUGCAUUGGCCAGCGGAAGUUCCACUCUCUGGACCAGCUGGUCGACCACUACCAAAGAGCGCCCAUCUACACGAACAAGCAGGGCGAGAAGCUGUAUCUGGUGCGGUCGCUGCCCAAGGCCAAUGGAACGUAAAUUGUCACAAGGAGGAAUCUCAUCGAUUGGCAUCAUUAUUACCCGUAUUAAGCAUACACAACACAAAGAUAUACCAAGGCUAACUUAUAGGCAGCUCAGCAGCUCAGCUCGACGUGUAGUUCAAUGUAGUUUCCAGAUUCAGAUUCAGUUUCAGUUUCGGAUUAAGAUUCAGAUUCAGUUUAAUGCCAAACCAAUUCGAAGGUUCAGCGCAGUUCAGUUUAGAUCAAACCGGAUCGGAUGGGAUCUGUGGAUCUGUGUACGAGUGUGUGUGUAUAUAGAUCUUAUAUAGCCACGGACAAAGGACCUUUUUGUACUUUUAUAUAAUUAAAUUAAAUUAAAUUAACGCUUAAUUAUCGCAUUGGCUAUGUUAACGAGGGAAGCAAGAUGCAGAGGAGAAGAUAAAAAACACACAUCACAUCACAUUACCUUUUGUGAGCCGCCUUCGGUGGUGGCAAGUGAGGGAUGAGGGAUGUGAGAGGUGGGAGGGAGAAGUUAGAGGGAUUCAAAGAACAAUUCUAGAUGUCAACAUGCAACAUUACACUUACAUAAGUAUAUAAAACAUACCAUAUACAUACAUGUGCACAUAUUACUAUAUUCUAAAACGAAAGUUGUAGCCGACUAAAAUGUACACAGAGGAGUAGACCGAAGAGACUAGACAGAGAGCAGGAGAUGUGAAAUGAACGCUUUUAACCCAGACACUUGAAAAUGUAAUAUGAAAUAUGAAGCAUACAUACAUACAUACAUAGAUACAUAUAGUACAUACCUAUAUAGAGUAUAUGUACGCAAAUCAGUAGGAUGAUGUCUAUUAUCCGUGCAUAACGAUUACAUAUGUAUAACCAAGUCCGCGAUAUAGUUGUUUGUGUAUGUACAUACAUAAGUGAUGCACAGGCAGCCCUACCAUGCCACAUGCCACACGCCACACAAAUCACCAUCACCACAGACGACACUCAACUCAACCAAAAGCCACACCCACACACAGCCAGAGUGAGGAUCGCUCGCUCCUACAGUCAUUUUUGUUAUUUAACCAUUUAAUUAUCGACUACGAUAUAACCAUAACAAAUACAAUUGAUAUCUCUGGGCAGCUCUGGCUCCAGAUGCUGUUCGCAUAAUUAUAAAACAUAAUCGAAUCGUUUGUGCGGCACUACGGCCAGGGGGCAAUGGGGGAGGGGGGGGAGGCUUAUAUACGCCAUAUACUGUACAGUUGAUGCAAUGCUAACGCCUAGAUACCAUUUUCAAUAUAAAUACUAUAUUUACGAUUAAGAGUAGAGUGCAGCGAUUCCAGCUUUAACUUUUGUUUAAUUAUUGCAAUUACAUUUUGUUUGCCUUUUUUGAUGGCCCUCUGAUUAUGAUUAUUACUAAUUUUAUUAUUUUGUUUUUAUUUAGCUCUAGGAAAGUGAUUAGGGAAACGAUGAUUAGAUACGGGGGGAGUGGCUGCCAGACGAGGAGUUAUGUGACUUUCGACUUUCUUUCAUAUGCGAAUUUUUAAUAUAAAAAUUAAUAUAUACGAGUACAUAAAAAUAAACAUUAAAUAAUUUAUGGUAAUUUAAACAAUUGCUAAACCAACUAGUACUAAAAAGGACGAGAACAAACUAGAAAUUAUACCGAAACGGAA
Messenger RNA from Drosophila obscura, 4049 nucleotides. RefSeq names its product cytoplasmic protein NCK1 (gene dock). The record is from RefSeq and is a predicted model, not a curated record. The transcript has 7 exons. Bases 785 to 2437 code for a protein of 550 amino acids. Gene Ontology annotation, molecular function: protein binding. Lineage: Eukaryota; Metazoa; Arthropoda; Insecta; Diptera; Drosophilidae.